Drosophila rhopaloa is the source of this 886-nucleotide messenger RNA. RefSeq lists its product as uncharacterized. The transcript is spliced from 2 exons. The coding region runs from base 27 to 767 and encodes 246 amino acids. The record is from RefSeq and is a predicted model, not a curated record. NCBI's taxonomy places the organism in Eukaryota, Metazoa, Arthropoda, Insecta, Diptera, Drosophilidae.
ACGUUUACCAACACAGUUUUACCAAAAUGCCGCACAAAAAUCUAAAAUUAAGCGAAAUUAAAGCAAAUAUUCGGCAUGUCAUAGAAAAUUUAAGACAACUGGAGUACCUAAGUAGUGAACGAGAACAAUACUUCAAUGUGGAACAGGCGGAGGAACUGCAGCGCAGCACUACAACCCUGCUGUAUGAACUUGACCAAGUGCCGGGCCAAAAAGUAGCCGGCAUACAAAAACAAAGAAAACGUCGCCGACUCUUAGAUAAACAAAAAAAUAAGCGGGCAAAAUGGGAAAACAAGAUAUCAGGAAAACUAUUGUUCACAGAGAGGAAGUAUUCCAUAGAUCCCCCGCGAAAUCCCAAAAAGAAACAAGCGGAGCACAUCUCCCUACGAAAGCAACACGAUGCGGCCUCCAUUUUGGAAUCCCUUGAUCUUCUGGAGAAACUAUGCGAGUCUCGUGGAGGAGACAAGGCGGCACUAAGCCAAAAACUAGCCCAAAUGCGACGUGUUUGGCGACGGGUCCAGGAGGAGAGUAAAGGCGACCUUGUCAAAGAGUCCAAGAAGGCUGCCUCAACAGAAUCCCAAUGGGAUGCAGUUUUCUUUGGCCAAUCUGCAAAUUGGUUUCGGAAGACCAAGGGGAGGUUCCUAGAAAUUCGAUCAACCUGGGACUCUUACAUAAGUCAUGGCGGAAGAGGUUCCUAUAUACCCAAAGGAUGGGUGUUACCUUCGAAAAACCCAAUAGCUCAAUGGGCAGCCUACAGAACUGAAUUUUAACAUACUUAUUACUUAUAAAUAAAAUCGAACGACAAUGACAAUUCUAAAUAAUUAUAUAAGCCUUGAAAAUAGGUUUUCUCUACCCCCAUGUAUGAAUUGCGACUCCCACAAACCGAAUU